Messenger RNA from Arachis duranensis, 2538 nucleotides. RefSeq names its product cation/H(+) antiporter 19-like. Gene Ontology annotation, biological process: proton transmembrane transport; regulation of pH. The transcript has 3 exons. Gene Ontology annotation, molecular function: antiporter activity. The coding region runs from base 85 to 2538 and encodes 817 amino acids. Lineage: Eukaryota; Viridiplantae; Streptophyta; Magnoliopsida; Fabales; Fabaceae. Gene Ontology annotation, cellular component: endomembrane system; membrane. The record is from RefSeq and is a predicted model, not a curated record.
UUCCAUGCACAUAUGAACCUUUCUAUGUGUCUCGAUAAUUCUCUUUUUUUUUUCUUCUGUUAGUUAGGCCUGAAUCCAUUGGAAAUGCCCACUCCUACUCCUCCUAAUUCUUCAACAUGUUCAACACCAAUGAAAGCUGUAUCCAAUGGAGCAUUCCAACAUGAAAACCCUUUGGAUUUUGCACUUCCAUUGUUGAUCCUUCAGAUAUGUUUGGUUGUUGCCUUCACCAGAUUCCUUGCACUGAUUUGCAGGCCUCUCAAACAACCUAGAGUCAUUGCAGAAAUCAUUGGUGGAAUACUACUUGGGCCAUCUGCAAUUGGGAGAAAUGAGAAAUUCCUUAAGACAGUUUUCCCCAACAAAAGUUUAACUGUUCUUGAGACAUUAGCCAAUGUUGGUCUUUUGUUCUUCUUGUUUCUGGUUGGUCUUGAGCUAGACCUUAGUUCGAUUCGAAAAACAGGAGCUAAGGCCUUGUGCAUAGCCCUUGCAGGGAUCACAUUCCCUUUUGUACUUGGCAUUGGAACAUCAUUUGCUCUCAAAGCCACCAUUUCCAAAGGUACUAAUCCAACACCAUUCCUUCUCUUCAUGGGAGUUGCACUCUCAAUCACAGCCUUUCCAGUCCUAGCUCGCAUCCUGGCUGAGCUUAAACUCCUCACAACUGAUGUUGGACGCAUAGCAAUGUCAGCUGCAGCUGUCAAUGAUGUUGCAGCAUGGAUACUACUUGCUCUGGCCAUAGCCCUCUCUGGCUCAGAAACUUCCCCCUUGAUUUCACUUUGGGUCUUGCUUUGUGGUGCUGGUUUUGUUCUCUUUGCCAUCUUUGCCGUUAAACCAAUUCUUAACAUAAUGGCUAAGCAUUCGCUUGAGGGCGAGCCGGUGAAGGAGACCUACAUAUGCUUUACCUUGACACUAGUCCUGGCUUGCAGCUUUGUCACGGAUGCCAUUGGCAUCCACGCGCUCUUUGGCGCAUUUGUAGUAGGCGUAAUUGUUCCCAAGGAUGGCCCUUUUGCUGAGGUAUUGACAGAGAAGAUAGAAGACAUUGUAACAGGCCUUUUCUUACCACUGUAUUUUGUGUCAAGUGGAUUGAAGACUGAUGUGGCAAGUAUAAGAGGAGCACUUUCUUGGGGAUUGCUAGCACUAGUUAUAUUCACUGCUUGCUUUGGAAAGGUCAUUGGCACAUUCUCUGUUUCAUUGUUAUGUAAAGUUCCUUUUAGAGAAGCCUUGGCACUUGGAUUUCUCAUGAACACCAAGGGAUUGGUGGAGCUCAUUGUUCUCAACAUUGGCAAGGAUCGCAAGGUAUUGAAUGAUCAGGCAUUUGCAAUAUGUGUUUUGAUGGCAUUGUUCACCACCUUCAUCACAACUCCAAUAGUUAUGGCAGUGUAUAAGCCAGCUCGAAGAGGAGUACCAUACGAGCAUAAGAUGAUCCAGCGCAAGGAUCCUGACACUGAGCUUCGGGUACUAGCUUGCUUCCAUAGCAACCGGAAUAUUCCUACCUUGAUCAAUUUGAUAGAGUCAUCAAGGGGAACUAGAAGGCGAGGGAAACUUUGCAUAUAUGCUAUGCAUUUGAUGGAACUCUCAGAGAGACCUUCAGCCAUCACAAUGGUUCAUAAGGCGCGCAACAAUGGACUUCCCUUUUGGAACAAAAUACAUGAUGGCAAAGAUAAUUUGGUGAUCGCAUUUCAGGCUUUUGGACCCCUAAGCAGCGUCAAUGUUCGCCCCAUGACAGCAAUCUCUUCUCUCAGUAAUAUUCAUGAGGAUAUCUGCGCCAGCGCGCACCAAAAGAGAGCAGCAAUGAUUCUCCUCCCAUUCCACAAACACCAACGCAUUGAUGGGACUAUGGAGUCACUAGGACAUGCAUUUCGGAUGGUGAAUAAGAAUGUCCUGAGCCAUGCUCCUUGCUCCGUGGGAAUUUUGGUUGAUCGUGGCCUUGGAGGGGAAAGACAAGUUCCAGCCAGUGAUGUUUCCUACAAUGUAGUGGCUGCAUUCUUUGGAGGACGUGAUGACCGCGAAGCACUAGCCUAUGGUAUGAGAUUGGCUGAGCAUCCCGGAAUUUUGCUUACUGUCAUCAAGUUUAUAGCUCCACCAGGGCAGACAUUCGCCUUUGGUGCCAACUUGGUUGGUCUAACAGCAAACAAGGACAAGAAGGUAAUAACUGUGGCUGAUGGAACAACCAUUGAAGAAGAUAAAAGAGAGGAUGACCAGUUUUGGUCUGAGUUCUUAAGUGUAUGCAGUAGUAGUGAAGAAUCUAUAGUGUAUGAGGAAAGGUUGGUGGAAAACAAAGAUGAUGUUAAAAAUGUAUUGAUGGAAAAGAAUAGGAGCAAUCUAGUUUUGGUAGGUAGGAUUCCACAAGUAGCACCUUUGGUAAACACAAGUGAUUGUUCAGAGCUUGGUCCUGUUGGAAGCUACUUGGCUUCUUCAGAUUUCUCCACUUCUGCUUCUGUUGUAGUAUUUCAGCAAUAUAAUCCAAAAUCAGACGUACACCCAUUGGUACUGGAGGUUUCUGAUUACUCAAAUAUGCCAGAUACACCAAAUCAUCCUUUGUAG